This is a messenger RNA of Paramacrobiotus metropolitanus, 2301 nucleotides long. RefSeq lists its product as uncharacterized. Gene Ontology annotation, molecular function: nucleic acid binding. Bases 1 to 2301 code for a protein of 766 amino acids. The record is from RefSeq and is a predicted model, not a curated record. Gene Ontology annotation, biological process: DNA integration. The transcript has a single exon. NCBI's taxonomy places the organism in Eukaryota, Metazoa, Tardigrada, Eutardigrada, Parachela, Macrobiotidae.
AUGGUAGACCAGAAUGACCUUCGCGAAGCAGAAAUUCUCUCCGAAUACAUUCCGGAAGAGUGUCCCAUCAGAUUGCUGAGAUUCUCAAAGAAAAUCGAGAAAGGUCACAAGCCUCUUCCGAGAUGCAAGGUCAUCAAAGAUUGGAACGAACUCAGCACGGCAGUAGUCCGCAUCGUCAACCUCCAAGGAGACGAAGAAGAAGAAGAUGAUACGAAUUUGCAGUUGCGGAAUAAGCAGCUAAAAGAUCCGCACUUGGCAAUGAUCAUCGAUGAAUUGGAGCACCUGCAAGACGCAGACAAAAGGUCAAAGUUUGAGACGCAUUACCAGUUAUGGAACGGCAUACUGUAUCGCGUCAAAGACCAGAAAGGAAGACUGGAAAGGACAUAUGUGGUACCGCUGCAAAUGAGAAGGGCAAUCAUCCAUGCACUGCAUGAUGAAAAAGCAGCAGGUCACCUUGGUUUCGAAAAGACGCUGACCGCGAUCCGGCUCAGGUAUUACUGGGACCGUAUGAGUACGGAUGUCAAGAAUUACAUUACAGCGUGUCAAGGAUGUCAGUUCAUAAAGACACCAAGGAAGUGUCCGCCUGGAAAGCUCCAAGAGAUCAAAGUCGGACAUCCAUUCUUCAGAGUCUAUGCGGAUCUGAAAGGACCCCUACUUCCAACGAAGAAAAGAGGAUACAAAUACAUCGCGGUCUUCAUCGACCAGCUGACGAAGUAUGUCAUAGCGGAGCCAAUGAAAACAGCUACUGCAAAGGAAUUCGCAAAGAUCUUUGUGAAGCACGUAAUUCUGGUGCACGGAGCGCCACAUAUUCUCCAUACGGAUCGCGGAAGGCAUUUCACCGCAGAAGUACUGAAAAAGGUCACCAACGUGUUCAAAAUCAAACACACGUUUGGAACAGCAUACCAUCCUGAAGGUCAAGGACAGGUGGAAAGGCAGAUGCAGACCAUCAGUGAUGGAUUGUCGCAGUACCUGAAAGCGGGAAAUGAAAGGAAGUUCAACAAGUAUCUUCCCUACGUCAUAUCGGCAAUGAACCGUGCAGUACAUGCAACGACGGGGUACUCAGCGUACUACAUGCUUCACGGGAGAGAAAUGACCAUGCCAGAAGACGUAGUGACGAAGACGAACGUUCCUGACGACUACGGUGCACCAGACGAAUGGGUCGAAACCAUGAAAAGGAACUUGACCUUUUCAGAAGAAGUGGCGAAGUGCAACAUCAAAGAUGCUUACGAAAAGCACGCGGAAAUCUACAACAAGAAGAAGUCAGAGCCGCAAUUCAAAGUCGGAGAUCGAGUCUUAAUUAGACUCCCGAAAGAUACAAAGCAAGGAAAGAAGGAAAACCAAUCCGACUUCAAGAAUAAAUAUGACAAAGUGUGGAAAAUUCUCAGUUUUCCGAGACCGAACGAAGUCGAGGUCAUCGAGCAAGAUGCGGUGAAAGAACCGGACCUACGAGUCGUUUCGGUGGAUCGUCUGAAACCGUGGCAUCCACCGUUACCGGUUCAGAAAGGUCAAGCUGAAAGGGCAGCUUCGGAGAUAAUUGAGAAAGGUCAAGAUGAAGCAGAGCGUAGUCGUCAGCAUACUUCCGAACCACGCUCUGUACCUGAUUUGGCAGAAGAGCCAGAAGAGGCAGAAGAGCCAAAAGAGGCAGAAGAGCCAAAAGAGGCGGAAGAGCCAGUUAAGAAAAAGAGAGGACGACAGAAGAAAGAGAUUAAAGACUUUGAGACGCCAGUCACGAUGAAGCUUAAUCAAGAAGCGGGGAACUUGACCACGAUUGAGCAAAAUGAAAGGUCACACCGAAAUGAGGAUAAAGAAAGCACAGAGCAUGGAUCUCAAGUGGAGCCUACUUUCGAACCACGCUCCGCUACUAACAUUAGGGAUGACCUUUCAAGAGCGAAAAUGGUUGAGCCUGCUCGCAGAGUAGCAGAGCGUAAACCUCAAGAUACUUUCGAACCAUGUUCUGCUACCAGCGUCAAAGAUGACCUCUCAAGAGCGGAACAAAUAAAAGCCGUCAAAGAAAAAGCCGACCAACUUGGCCAACGGAUCGCGAACGAAAUUGAGAAGCGAAAGGUCAAGAAAAUGAAGAAAACUCCGAAGCCGACUCCAGAACAGAUUCUGAGAGGAGAAGUCCAAGACGAAGACGAAGCCGACAAAGCAUUACUUGAUCGGAUAACUAAAGGACGAAAACAAAUAAACCCGAAAAUCAGGCUUAUAGGAGUUUAUGAUAUUAAGACUGGAAGUUGGGACGGCAUAAAGGUCAUCAGAAAUAAACCCGCUAAUCGAAGUCAUUUCCGAUCACGCCGUUGA